This is a messenger RNA of Symsagittifera roscoffensis, 3920 nucleotides long. RefSeq names its product cdc42-interacting protein 4-like. The coding region runs from base 45 to 2192 and encodes 715 amino acids. NCBI's taxonomy places the organism in Eukaryota, Metazoa, Xenacoelomorpha, Acoela, Convolutidae. Gene Ontology annotation, biological process: signal transduction. The record is from RefSeq and is a predicted model, not a curated record. The transcript has 5 exons. Gene Ontology annotation, molecular function: protein binding.
UUUGUAUGAAAAAGAGGCCUUUUUGAGGUUAACUCACCAUCAUCAUGAGCUGGGGUGAGAAGCUCUGGGACAAGUUUGACAUUGUGGAAAAGCACACGGAAAAGGGUAUUCAAUUUUCACGCCGUGUAGUCCAAUUCUUCGAAGAGUAUGCUACGAAGAAACGUGAACACGCACAGCAAAUGCGGAAACUAGUGAAACAAUACAACGUAAACUACAAAAAGGGCAACGCCACCAGCAUCGCCGGCAAAAAGGCGGGAAAAGAGGGGGCCAAAGACUAUUCGUACGAGUCUGCGUUUUAUGUCAUGUUGGAACAUGUGAAUGAAAUGGCGACGCUCGAAGAAACAAUGGCGAGUGAUUUGGAAGAUAAAAUAAUCCUGACUGCGAAGCACCGACACAAUGAUUUCAUGUCUAAACGCAAACAGUUUCUCUCUGCAGGCAGAGACCACAACGUCAGACUUUCGAACUCGAUGAAAUUCCUGGAAACGGCCGAGAAUAAUUUCAAAAAAGCAUGCAAAGCACGCGACGAAGCCCAGGCCGCGUUUACAAAAGCAGACAAAGAUAUGAAUGUAACAAAAGCGCUGGUCGCGAAAUGUGAGCAGACGCUGAAAACGAAAACAGAGUUGAUGGAAAGCUCGAAGCAAGAGUAUCUGCUGCAGUUGAAGCAGACGAACGAAGCACAGCGCAGUCAUUUUUUCGAACAGAUGCCGCUAGUUUUCACAGACUUGGAACACUUGGACACGGAUCGAAUCCAGGACCUGCAGGCGUUGAUUCAUGACUUCGCUAGCCUGCAUGAAAACUAUCAGCCCCUGAUUGAGAAGUGUCUGGUGGGAGUGCACAGGUGUGCGGCGGAUGAGGUGAAGGUGGAGGAGGAUCUGCAGCUGGUGGUGAUGCGACACGAGAGCAUCGAGUUCCCACCAGGCGACAAGCUAUUCGUCGACUACUCAAACCCCAACGCAAUACACGAAGCCCCGAGCAAUAUUUCACCUGCGUCCUCUCAUAGACCACAAGCCCCGCCACCCAGAUCAGCUAGAUCUCAAACUGCAUCCUCUACUCUGUCCUCACUGGAAGGAAACAACAACAUCAGUCCCACUUCCACCCAGAGCCACCCGACCACAGCUGCUGCUGCAGGCGAGGAUGCAGGAGACGCUACCAAUUCCUCGAACUCCUCCUGCACCUACUCCUCCUCCGCCACCGCCGCCUCAGCCGACCCCAAAAGUGUGACAUUAGCUCCCUCUCAGAACCAAGGCAAAGAUAAAGAGAAGAAAAAACGAGGACGCUUCCUGUCUUUCAUGUCCAAAAAGUCCAAAACAUUCAACUCGAACGAACAAUCCAAUCUGGCUCAAGACUUUCCGGAUAUACCAUAUGUAAACGAAGUUCCGCCGCAGCAGCGAGUGAAAACAGAAGCAAAAAUAGUUGAACUGGAACGAGAAAUAGAAAAGUUAGAGCGAGAACGUGAGGGAAUGUUGAAGCUCAAGAUAUCCUACACGAAUAACACGGCAUAUGGUGAUCCAAAGAGUCUGGAACCCAAAAUAGCCAAGGUCGGCCAGGAGCUGGACGUGAGAAGGAUGGAGUUGAAAAGGUAUACAGAGUUCCUGACUGCAAUCUCUACUGGAGUUGUGAGGCCCUUGAGAGCUAAUAGUUCGGCUGCCCAGAACAGGAUAUCGAAAGGGGACUAUCAAGGGGGAGGAGAGUAUGGCGACCCUAGCAACUGCUACACAGGAGGCGGAACAGCGCCAAACAAUCUUCGUUCAAAUACCAUGGCAGGCUGUAUUGACCUGGAAGUGGGAUCCCACCAGUCCCACAUCUCCCACUCCUCCGAGGACUUCGACUACUACGACGACGAUGACGGAACCUACUCAGAGAUCCCAGAACCAGCUGUCGGCAUGGAGAUGUACCGCAGCGCCAACAAUGGUCUCGAGUUACUCAAAAAGUGCAAAGUGAUUUACAGCUAUGAGAAGAGCACAGACGCCGCACUGUCCAUACACGAAGGCGAAGUGUUGGAUGUUAUCGAGACAGAGGAUGAAAAUAAUGAUGGCUGGACGAAAGUUAGAAGAAACUUGGACGACAUAAUAGAGGAGGGUUAUGUUCCGACUAGUUACAUUAAAUCAAUAUUAGACUACCCCUCGUCAGGAUCCCAUUCACCCGUGCCGCCCCAACAGCCGAUCCCCACCUCUUCACCCCCCGUCACUUGACUUCUGUUCACAUUUGAUGGGGGGUGGGCAAGGGGACUUGGUUGUUGCAGACAGACAAAACUUAAUAAUCAGAAUAGCACCGAAUAAUUGUGUAAUAAAUUAUUUAACAAUUCCUCUUCUCGUCCUAACUCUCUUCUUAACCUUUCGUCUCGGAUGAUGCUGCUCGAAUAGCACAAUUGGAAUAAUCACACAAUGCCUUCGCUAGAUGGCUUAUCAUAAAGAAUGCUCAGUCUGUUCGUUUACAAUUCGUCUUAUUUGUUAUUUAUUCGGUAUUUCUGGAAUUUAUUUUCUUGGUUCGAAAAACUUUCGUGACAUCGUCUCAAAUAUGUUCUGAAAUUAGUGGAUAAAAAUGAGAGACUAUGUUUUCGAAGUUUUUUAUGCAAUUCCUGAAUUAGAAGUUGCUUUGCAAUAUUAGAGAAUGACUUUAUCUUUUAUAUUUCAAUUUCCGCCUGAGUUUUGUACUUCUAUUUUGCUCUCUCAUGCCUGCCUAGCUACUUUGGGUCAAAAAAUAAAUUAUAAAUUUAUAUUAUUUAUAUCAAUUCGAAAUCUGUUCGCCACCCCAUCCAAACCAAAGUUUUCAAGUCGACCGUAUCCUAGAUCGAAUUUACGACGCCCUCAGUCGAGCAAUAAUAAGUGGAGUGCCUGCCAGUAUAAAUAAUUUUUCUGUGUUCCGAUUGUACAGUUAACCUGCAGGACAAUGCAUUCAAAUAAGAGGUACUUUAUCCAUGUUGGUCUCAAAUAAAUUGGAUCUACUUGUCAUAACUCUUUUACCACCCCACUAAAACACUCUCGCCCAAUGGUCAAUGGUAUAUAUUCAAUCCUCAUAUGCUAUUGAUAAUGAUAUUCAAGUUGUUAAUUCAGUAUACUAUCCUUUCUUAUAAAUGGGGUGGUGGAUAUUCAUUAUGUAGAUCCCAUAUUUUUGUCCCGGUACCAUCAAUUCGCCCGGUCAGCUAUGACUGAAAUUUCGUCUAAUGUUCAAUUUAAGUCUAUUUUAGAGUAUUUUUAAUUACUCGGGUAUCCUUAAAGUUUCCAAGUUUCUAAUUGAUCAUAUAGAGAUUGAAACAGUUCUGACCAGACAAUGUACUUAAUGGUAUUCAUCUUUGAAAGAAAAAACGGUCAUUAGUUCUAUUUUUGUCAGGGUUCAAACCAGUCCAAAUUAUCGGAUCAGACUUUGAUGUCAGUGGAGUACAGUCCACUUGCGGUCAAUUGCGAGCUAGUCCCAACCCCGGCCUUUUCUCUUCAUCUAGAUGUGCUUAUCAGUCUAUGUUGCUUGUGUUAGUUUCUCUAGUACACUUCUCAGUACAUACUCACAGAGAAAAAAUUAACUUGUCAUUUUAACAACAUAAUCAUAGAACAUAAUGUCAAUAUUAGCUCCACAAUUUUUGGUAUCCACAAGAACUACGCACUCAAAGUAAUUGAAUUUUAAUAUUGUAUUUAAUUCUAGAACUUAAGUUUGGGAACUAUCGGGGAUCUUUAGUCCAUAAUGUGCAACCGUCAGAACUUCAGAAGAAAGUUGUGUGGUUAAAAUGACGCGUAAUAUGGUGCUUAUCAUCUGCUAAACAGCUGCAAUAGAUCAUCAGUUUAGACAACGUUAUCUUCACUUUCGCCCCUUCUUCAUUGACUAUGAAUUGCAGCUCAACUGCAGUGUUUUGCAGUAUUUGAACAUGAAAAGGGGCGGUUUGGGUGGUGGUAGGGGGGUUUGGGAAAGUUUAGUUAAAUCAAGAAUGA